Molecule: messenger RNA, 453 nt
Organism: Closterium sp. Naga37s-1
Lineage: Eukaryota; Viridiplantae; Streptophyta; Zygnematophyceae; Desmidiales; Closteriaceae
Source: the annotation of a GenBank genome assembly
AUGCGAGGCAUCGCCGUAGGCUCGGUGGUGGCGGUCCGGCCGAGCCUGACGAGCGUGGACGUGGUGGUGGAGAUUCUCGACGAGGACAUAGUGAUUCCGCGCGGCAUGCCUAUAUUCGUUAACCAGUCGGGGCUUAUAGCGGAGACGCUUAUAGACAUGACCCCGCUGCUGCCCAUUCCCGAGUAUGACGCGGGUCCGAGGGAUGCGGGGUGUAGGGAGGAGGGGGUGAUAGUGUGUCAUAGGGAGAGGGUGGAGGGGGAGAUAGGGGUGAGUAUGGAUGAGAUGGUGCGGCUGUAUGUGAAGAUGGGGCGCGAUGCUGAGAGGGAGAAGGCGAAGAGAAGUGUGGGGGGUGGUCGGGUGGUGGUGAGGAGUAAGAUGGGGCGCGAUGCUGAGAGGGAGAAGGCGAAGAGGAGUGUGGGGGGUGGUCGGGUGGUGGUGAAGAGUAAGCUUUGA